Molecule: messenger RNA, 1788 nt
Organism: Castor canadensis (American beaver)
Lineage: Eukaryota; Metazoa; Chordata; Mammalia; Rodentia; Castoridae
Gene: Dtymk
Product: deoxythymidylate kinase
Biological process (GO): dTDP biosynthetic process; dTTP biosynthetic process; dUDP biosynthetic process
Cellular component (GO): cytosol; cytoplasm; mitochondrion
Molecular function (GO): nucleoside diphosphate kinase activity; dTMP kinase activity; ATP binding
Source: RefSeq, a predicted model, not a curated record
CGGGAGCGAUGGCGGCCCAGCGCGGAGCGCUCAUUGUGUUGGAAGGCGUCGACCGCGCGGGCAAAAGCACGCAGUGUCGUAAGCUGGUGUCCGCGCUGUGCGCCACGGGCCACCGCGCUGAGCUGCUCCGUUUUCCCGAACGAUCAACGGAAAUCGGCAAACUUCUGAGUUCCUACUUAGAAAAGAAAAAUGAACUUGAAGAUCACUCCGUGCACCUGCUUUUCUCUGCAAACCGUUGGGAACAAGUGCCAUGGAUCAAGGAGAAGUUGAACCAGGGUGUGACCCUUGUUGUGGACAGAUACGCAUUUUCUGGUGUUGCCUUUACAAGUGCCAAGGAGAAUUUUUCCCUGGAUUGGUGCAAACAGCCAGACGUGGGCCUUCCCAAACCUGACCUGAUCCUGUUCCUUCAGUUACAAUUGGUGGAUGCUGCUGCAAGGGGAGAGUUUGGCCAUGAGCGCUACGAGAAUGGGAUUUUCCAGGAGCGAGCAUUGCAGUGCUUCCAACAGCUCAUGAGAGACACGACUUUGAACUGGAAGGUGGUUGAUGCUUCCAAAAGCAUUGAGGAUGUCCACAAGGAAAUCCGAGUGCUCUCUGAGGACGCCAUCCUCACUGCCACACAUAGGCCACUGGGAGAGCUAUGGAAAUAAAUUGGGGCCCCCACUGCAGAUGCUGCCCCCUGGAGUCCUUCAGGAGGUAGGGACUUGUACAAGGCUCAUGCAAGACGUGUUCACCUUUGACAUUUGGAGCUAUUUCCUGGUGGCAGAGAUCUGCAGGCUCCCUCUCAUGACCUGGAGCUGGAGUGCCCCGGAAUUGGUGGCAUGGAUUGCCGAGCAGUGCUGUAGAAGUAUCUUCCUUUGCCAACUCCUGUACCCUGAAGCUGUUAGUACAGUACGACGUUUUCUUACUGAAGUUUACGUCUGAGCAGUUUCGUUGAGCUUAUUGGAAAUGGCAACUAGCUGGAAUUCCCUUGAGUUUCUUACAGGCACUAAUAAAAAUUUACCGGAAAACGUGUUUGUGGAAGGCAUCACUAUCCAUAGAUGCUGGCUGUGGACUGAGCUGGCCUUGAGUGGGAAUCUCUGUCCUCAGUGAAGGCCUUGCCUGCUCAAGGGGUCUGCCAUGGGUUUGACUGUUCCCAACUGUCCAGGCUCUGAGCCUCUCACAUCCUGACUUUUUUGAACACACUGAUGUUAACUUUGCUCUUAUUUUGUUACAACCCUGGAGCUUAACUUUUCACUUGAUUCCCUUUUAAGUGACCCCAAGAUGAAAUGACUUGUUGACUUGUAGAAUCUGCCCUACAUAGACCACUUUCUGGGUAGAGAGCAGUGUAGGGAAUUCUAGAAGGCAGGCCCCCUAUAAAAGGAAGUGACAUUUGGGUAAACACGAAGGGCUCUGCAGAUGGGAUUAGGUGGAGGACCUCGAAGUAGAAGAUUGUCUAGGUGGGUCCAGUGUUGUCAGGGGUCUUUCCCUAGCUACUCAGGAGGCAGAGAUCAGGAGGAUCAUGGUUCAAAGACAGCCCAGGCAGACAGUUCCCCAGACUGAAUCUCUUAAAAAAACCCAUGACAUAAAGGCUGGUGGAGUGACUCAAAGUGCAUAGCCCCUGAGUUUAAAGCCCGGUACCGCCAAAAAGAAAAAAAAAAAGCACAGCAUUUGAAGGUGUGAAGGUGGAGCAAUGUCAGCACCUCUGGAUGCUGGUAGAUACAGGACAUACCUUCUCAGAAGAACCGUCCUGCCAAAGUAUGGUCUGGACUUCUGCCCUCCAGGGCCAUAAGAACAAAUUGUUCUAGUGGC